This is a messenger RNA of Schistocerca nitens (vagrant locust), 780 nucleotides long. RefSeq lists its product as uncharacterized. Lineage: Eukaryota; Metazoa; Arthropoda; Insecta; Orthoptera; Acrididae. The record is from RefSeq and is a predicted model, not a curated record. The transcript is spliced from 2 exons. Bases 1 to 780 code for a protein of 259 amino acids.
AUGGCUGCGCUCUGCGCUGCGCCGCGCGCUGAGCGCAGCCCGACCAGCGCGUGUCCCCACGCCGCGUGGGCUGUCAGACAGCUGGUACCUGUUUACCUCCUGCUGCCGGCUGUUCACCUGGUAGGUGGCGCGCCUCGCGGCCGCCUCUCUGCCGCCGUCCGCCGGCCCCAGCCGCUAUCGACCUUCCCGGGGGCGGGACACAGGCCGCCCGUGGACCGACGGAUGCGUGACGUGACGUGGCCCUGCCGCUCGCGUCCUCCUCCAGUCCCUUCUGUGGAAGCGGCAACGGCCGCUCCACCACCUUCGUCCUCUUGCCUGCCUCUUCUCCAACUGCAAUUAGCGCGUGCGACUCGCGCGCUCCACGCCAGCUUCCUGCCGCCACCAGGGCAGCAGCCACCACUAGGAGGUAACCCGCCGUGGCGGGCACGCGCGCAGUUCCAGCAGCCGCGCCACCUCCUAGCGGCGGCUGUCCACCUGGCCGCCGAAGGCUGCCGGCGGCGGCGCCACGCGCCCGGCCCCAAGGACGUCGCCCCGCCCCCGGACGGCGGCCUCCGCGCCGCCACGCCGCUGCCAUUGGCCGCCCCAGAUAACCGACACGCCGCACCGGCCGCCAGGCCAACCGCCGCUCCACGCCGCAGGCCCGCUGCCUCCGCGCGCGGCAACCGUUGGCGCCGACGGACCGAAGCCACCACACAGUGCCGCGCCUGUCUGCACGUUCUCCCUCCUCCCUCGUCCUCCAUUAACAGAAAUUAUGGGGAAAUGGAUCCCUGCAGUUUAUGA